AUGGAGACUAACGUUGUACUAGUGCUGCUGGUGGGACUGCCGGGAUCAGGCAAGACUACACUUUGCAGGGCACUCAAGACACACCAUGAGGAGCUCCAUGACAGAGGGAGGCUGGUGGUGAUUCACUUAUGUUAUGAUGACUUGAUUCCAUUGUCUGUUCAGAGAGAGUUUGCAGAGCAGAAAAGGACUGAAGGCCAGCAGUGUGGUGAAGAACUGAAAGGGAAGGAAGGGAAGGAGAGUUGCAAGGUGGAGGGUAGCAAGGACAGAGGAGUGAAUAAGGAUAUGACUGAUGGUAUUGGUGAUGAUUGGAAGAGUGCACGACGCAAGAUCCACACCCAAGUUGAUCAGUUUGUCCAGUACCUAACCACUGGCAAGGCUAACUCAGGGGUUGUAAAUUUCCCUAGUGUUUCACUUGAAGAAUUAGGAAGUGGUUCUAAAUUUGUAAUUCUCUUGGAUGACAAUUUCUACUACAGAAGCAUGAGAUAUGAAUACUUCCAGCUUGCCCGGAGGCACAGUGCAGCGUUCUGCCAGCUGUACCUACACUGUAGCAUGGAGGAAGCUGUACUGCACAAUGACAUGAGGGAAGAGAGAGUGCCGACAGGUGUGUUGACAGCCAUGGCAGAGCGCAUGCAGGCUCCACAGGCACAUAUGCACGUGUGGGAAGCCAACACCUGUGUACUGAACACAGGUGUGGGGCAGCUGUCUGAGGCUUGGAAUGCUGUGAUCCAGUCCUUCCAGAUGGGACUCCUCCCCCUUCAGGACAGAGAAAAGGAGGUGGCUGAGGCUCGGCAGCGCUGCUCUGAGAGUGUUGUUCAUCAAGCUGAUCUUUGCCUCAGAGCCAUAGUGAAGUACCUGGUGAAAGAGAAGCUGCAGCAUGUGGACAAGAGAAGUGAGCCAGCUUCCCAGGUGGCUGCACGCAUCAAUGCUGCUCGGCAAGCAGUGCUGGCUGGCCUGAGGGCAGGAGCAGAGGUGCCGCACCAUCUGGCAGAGAGUGUCACCCAAGUCAACAAGCAUGAAUUUGAGACAUUUUUGGAGGCUGAAAUUAAGAAAAUUAUUUCAGAGUAAUUCUCAUUAAGUUUUAUCAAAGAAAUGAGGUAUUAUUAUAUGUGUUAUCAUAUUUAAUUGAAUUCAAUGAAUAAUUUCUUUUCACAAGAUGUCAAAAGAGAAGCAUUGAUUAAACAAUGAGACAGCUGAUAAGGAAUAGAUUCAAAUUAUGUAGAGUCAAAAGCAAUUGUGUAAACAGGAGCUCUGCCUUGACAUAAAGGAUGUGCAGAUGUAAAUAAUUGUACAAUGAAGACAAUAGGAUUUGUACAUUAUGAACCAGUAAAGAUGGGAAAACCAUAAA
Molecule: messenger RNA, 1345 nt
Organism: Portunus trituberculatus (swimming crab)
Lineage: Eukaryota; Metazoa; Arthropoda; Malacostraca; Decapoda; Portunidae
Gene: Pstk
Product: L-seryl-tRNA(Sec) kinase-like
Exons: 1
Coding region: 1-1065 (354 amino acids)
Molecular function (GO): tRNA binding; kinase activity
Source: RefSeq, a predicted model, not a curated record